AUGGGCACUACCCUCGAGUGCAUCAUCUGUCCUGGACGGCCGCAGUUCAGCGAUGUCUCCCACCUGUUGACCCAUGCCGGCUCCAAGGCUCAUUUGGCCAACCACUUCAAGCUCAAGCUUCGCACCGACGAUUCUAACUCGGUCGAGCUUCUCAAGCGAUACGACCAGUGGUUUGAUAACAAUGGCUUUGCGAAGCUGCUGUCUGCUCGCAUGACCAGCAAAGAAAUUCGGAAGAAAAGAAAGGACGAAGCAUCGACUUCCAACACCACUAACGCCACCAAACGCACAAGGAGCCGAGCAUCCAUCGUGGAGCCCGUGGAGCCUGAGGGCUCCAGCACUCCUGCAAUGCCAGCCACCCCCAACCCUGAUUACCUCGAUCCUCGCCUGGCCGAUUCUCACAAUGACAACCAGCAACAUGCGGGUACAACCCUCGCACCCAGCACGCCAAACCAGUUGCCUAUGGCGAACAGCAGUGCGAAAUCUCGAACUGGUCCGAUUCUCCGCUCGAUGCGAUCGUCUAAUGGCACAAACCUGUUAAUGCUUCUGAACUCUACGAUGAAAGCCAAUCAUUGGCUUUGCCUAAAGACACCGAUACAGCGCCGACACAAACCGGAACCUUUGGAGAGAACAUGGAUUACCAACAAAGACACUCCUGAUCCUUUUAUCGACUCUGGUGAUCAGACCCAGGCAUCGGGUGAUGCUGAGAUGGACAAGACUCGGGCUGAAGAAAUCGCAAGACUCAAGGGCGUUCUAUGGCCAGGCAUGGAUAUUUUUGAUUCCGCCACGGUGCAGAUGCGUCGUCGUCGCAACCAGAAGAAGGACAGUGGUGUACUGAAGACCAUGGAACAAACUUCUUUGCUCGUGGAGCCUACAGAACAGGUCUAUUCCCCUCGCGGAACUCUGUUGACGGAGCGUGAGAUCACGGGCAAUGUGGAGGAAUACAGCCCACUGAAAGGGGAGACUCCGAUUCCCAAGCGAGGCCUCGCUCGUACCAGGAGCACACGUCUGUCCAAGGCUGAUCCCAACGUGCCCCGUGCCGCGGACAGAAAGCGACAGAAAACCGACAAAGACCGCAAGGACGUGGCAGAGGAAGAGGCCAACGAAGAGCACAAGGCUUCCCGCCGCUCGCGCCGCGCAGCAGCUCACUCUUAUGUUGGUGACGAUGAAGAGAUUGGUCUUACUGUGAACGCCUUUGGCAAACGGCCGAGGGGUGGCUUCGACGUUUUUGUUGAUGAGGGAAAGGAAGAAGAGCACAGCAAAACAUCUUAUCAGCAACCGGGAUUCAGAACGCAGUUUGACACAUUGACCCCCACUCGCCUUGUUUUGAACGGAAAGACCAACACUGGUAUUCAUGCCCCGAGAAUUGGGCACGCAUCCCUUGCCAAAGAGAACAUUGAGCCUAUUCUGAACCCCCAAGGCCGAAUUGGCCCCCACGGUUGGAACUCCCCAUUCGCUAAACGCCCUGACUCCGAUGACUUUGGAUUCGGCCCCUCAUACCUUCCUGAUCUUGGUGAUACAUAUGACGUCUUUGACAAGGCUGGGUAUCGCUCCAACCCUCUGCAAGCCCCCUCGAAGCACCCUUUCUAUGAGAGCCAGUAUGAAGAGGAGCAUACUGCAGCCCAGGAUGGCUGGCUUCCAGUGGACCAGAUAGUUCCAUCCGAAGAAACCAUCCCCGAAGACGACCAGAUCUUUCAAACAUACUACUUUUCUACCGAUGCGAACUAA
Molecule: messenger RNA, 1725 nt
Organism: Penicillium mononematosum
Lineage: Eukaryota; Fungi; Ascomycota; Eurotiomycetes; Eurotiales; Aspergillaceae
Exons: 2
Coding region: 1-1725 (574 amino acids)
Source: RefSeq, a predicted model, not a curated record